UCGUUGCACAUUGGUAACAUACAAGUACAGUAGCAAACACGUCAGGUAAGUCAAACAUGGUGAUAUCAUUUUCUUUAUAACAAUCAAACUUCUAAGAAAGAAUAAGGAAAAUAUAAGACUCGACAUUUCAUAAGAAGGGAAUAAGUGGCGAUAAAAAGCACUAAGAAAAUAUUAUCUUCGACAUUUGAUAAAAAGGAAACAAAGUGACACGGAGAAACAAAGAGCCGUGUAUUUAAGUAUUUUUUAUUAAAACGUCUGGUAAAUUGUUUUUCACUGUUAGGUGUCAGCGUAGUUUAAUAAAGCGCCCAUCAUUACGAGCGUCUAACGACCUUGCUCCACUUCUAGAUUCCUCGAAUCUUAUUGUUUUAUCUUCGCGUUCUGAGCAAUUGAGUGAAUUCAAUAUAUUAUAUGCGAUAGGUUCCGAUUGAAUGUUGACUUAGUGCGUGCAGCAUUCGGCGGGACACCUGCUAUAGAAGCUUUCCAUAGCGUCUACACAAUAACUCUUAUUCUUACUCCCCCACGCUUACAGGACUGCUGAGCCAAAGUCUUAUCAGGCUCUUUAUCAAUAUUUCUUGUAGCACUGGACGUGAUCUGAGAUCCCUUGGCCGACGAAACAACGAAAGACGACGAAACUAACGGUGUUUUACUCGUGGAUAUGCCAUACUGUGAAUUCGAGUAGACACUAAAAAGGGCGCUAUCUUUGCUGUUGUUUGAUACGCUACGAGAAGUUCAACGGCGGUGCGGAAGAAACGCACAACAGUGAGUAGAACAAAGAAAAAUACAUCCCAAUGAACAAGACGUCUCAUCCCGCUCUUGACUGCCAGGCUCCUACUACGUUCGAGUACGCAGCCCAGGCGGUCUACCUGAUCGUGGUUGCCAUAGUAACACUUCUCGGGAACAGUUGUAUGUGUGUCUCGAUCCUUUGGACAUCCUCCUUACAUCGCUUCACUAACUACCUUGUGGUAUCUCUAGCUAUCAGUGAUCUCAUGGUAGCCGUAUUCUCGCUACCUUUUCGUAUUGACCAAACGCUGCACAAUUCACACUGGUGUCUGACUCGGGAAGCCUGUAUUUUUUGGAUCUGGGUGGACCUGGUGUGCAGAUGCGCGGCGUUCGCAAACCUCGCCCUUAUUAGCCUGGAUCGCUUCAUCGCCACAGUGUUCCCGCAAAAGUACCAUCGGGUAGUCACCCGAAAGACUGGAUUUCUCUCACUCGCUUCUGUUUGGAUCAAUGCUAUUGUAAUCGCGUCUCUCGCACUGAUCAACUGGACCACUCCGGGACAAGAAAUAGUCGGUUAUAACAACUUUGGCUGCUUCAAAUUUGAUCCGUACUACUAUACCUUCUCAGCAAUUGUCGCGUUCUUCGUGCCUCUGAACAUCAUCGUCGCAACUUACAGUUGUGUCUUCAUCGUCGCCGUGCAGAACUGGAGAUCAACAAUCAAGGCGAUUCACCCGCUACCACCCGCCUUUGCGGACGGCAAUAUGGCGACCAAGCGGGUAGCCCUUGUGCGCGAGAUCAAAGCCGCGCAGACACUAGCUAUCGUGAUCUGCAGCUUUUUCGUGUGUUGGACGCCGUUCUUUGUGAUUCUGAUGGUGGUGUACUGGUGCGACAGUUGUCUCAGGCAGCUUAACAAGCCUAUUAACACUACUUUCAUUACUAUCAUGCCGCAUAUCACAAGCGCUCUCAACCCAGUUAUAUUCUUCUGUUUUAGCAGGAAGCUUAGAAGCGCAUUUUUCAACUUUAUCAUCGUAGUAACAAGAAGGUUGCGUCAAUAGCAUUAGAAGACGUCAAUGGUCUGCGGCCCCUUAGACAGGGUUCCGAACCCACAAAAUGAAUACAAUAGAAGUGAUAAGGUGCGGGAACCAUUGUUUUUUCUUACUCUCAGGAGAAGUCAAAAUCAGAGGGGACUGUUGCAAAAACUUGACAAAAGAUUCCAAGGCGUUGCAGCUGCCUGUGGCCGAACCCCCGAGCGCAAGUUUGAAGGGAUCCGUGAAAAGCAAGCUAUUGUUAUGUGUAUAGAUUUCUUUUCCUGCACAACCCUUUACGAUAUAUGUAGCUGGACAAGAGAUCAGAAAAUACAACUCAAGUCCUUUAAUAUUGAAAAUAAUGAAAUGACUAGAUACCAGAUUUCUUUUGACGGUGGUAUCACAAAUUGCAUAUCGUGAUUAUUGUUGCUUAUUGCAGUUCAUUGCGUCAGGCUCGCACCAGGACAUCGCGCAUCCGGUACAUCUGGGUCAUUCUUGUCGGCGCACGGCCUGGGAACGAUGUCGUCAUAAAGUACCUGAAACAGAGCGCCAAGGAAUACUAACACCUUCUGUAUACUCGUGGCCGUAAACAUUGCUUGUAGACAGUAUUAUAUUAGAGGGAAAUGAGUAUAGGGGGAGGGGGGCACCUCACCUUGACAUUUCCUGGCUGAUUGGACAAAUCAGUGAGGCUAGAACCCCGGGGGGGGGGG
Molecule: messenger RNA, 2452 nt
Organism: Nematostella vectensis (starlet sea anemone)
Lineage: Eukaryota; Metazoa; Cnidaria; Anthozoa; Actiniaria; Edwardsiidae
Product: 5-hydroxytryptamine receptor 1A
Exons: 2
Coding region: 789-1772 (327 amino acids)
Biological process (GO): G protein-coupled receptor signaling pathway, coupled to cyclic nucleotide second messenger; chemical synaptic transmission
Cellular component (GO): membrane; dendrite
Molecular function (GO): G protein-coupled serotonin receptor activity; neurotransmitter receptor activity
Source: RefSeq, a predicted model, not a curated record